Molecule: messenger RNA, 1569 nt
Organism: Symbiodinium natans
Lineage: Eukaryota; Dinophyceae; Suessiales; Symbiodiniaceae
Source: the annotation of a GenBank genome assembly
AUGGCAGGCCAAUGGGAGGAGCAGCCAGGUCGUUUCGAACAGGCCGUCGUCCCAGGUCUCUGCGGCUGUGGCUUGACUGCAGACAGCAAGACACGGGCGUCUCCUGCUGUCGCACCUGUCGCCCGCCGGCUCUCUUUCCAGGCUCCGAAGCUCUUCACGACUUUCACCGCCCACAACCUGCAGGCGAAGAUCAGUGCCGCGGGCAUGGAUGGCGUGCACUCCCGCCGGCGCUUUGCCAGCAUGCGCAUCUCCCGAGCCAAGCAGCAGACAGGUCAGUUCAUCGCCCGCCUCGUGCUUCACCCGAUUUUCGACUCUUUCUACGCCUUGGUCGUGAUUGCAAACUCUGUCUUCAUUGGGCUCGAGGUGGAGCAUUCCAUCUCCGGCAACGAUGAUCGGCCAACGUCGAUGUUUGUCGCGCAGUAUAUCUUCACCGUGCUCUUUGCUAUUGAGCUGCUCCUGCGCGUGCUGGCUCACGGCCCCAGGUUUUUCUGCUCAGAGGAUUGGACCUGGGCCAUUCUGGAUCUGGUGAUCGUGGUGAGCUCCAUCUGGGAGAUCAUCGUGCAGCACGUGGAAGCCGCCACACCGCCUGGAGAGGAGUCCGAGCUGGGUACGAUCGCCGGCAUUUCCAGUCUCAAGGCCUUCCGGAUCAUCCGCAUCACCCGCAUCCUGAAGACGGUGCAGGUGGUCCGGAUCCUCCGCUUCGUGGUGGCGCUCCGCACGCUGGUCACCUCAAUCUUCUACACCCUCAAGUCUCUGCUGUGGGCGCUGGUGUUGAUUUUCCUGAUCGAAUACGUGUUCGCGAUCCUCUUCACUCAAGCCGUGAAUGACUACCUCCGCGACCCCCUAUCUCCGGCGCUGGAGCCCGCGGAGGAAGACGCGUGCAGAAUCUACUUCGACGACGUGUUUACCACAAUGCUCAGCCUGUUUAUGAGCAUUGCGGGCGGCGUGAGUUGGGAGCAAGUCAUCCUCCCGCUGAAAGCAAUUGCGCUGCCUUGGGUACUCCUUUUCAUCGGUUACAUGUUCUUCACAUAUUUUGCGGUCUUGAAUGUGAUUACGGGUGUUUUUUGCCAGACAGCGAUUGACAGUGCGCAGAACGAUCAUGCGACAGUGAUCCAUUCGAUUUUGGCUAACAAGCAGGCUCAUCUGGAGAAGGUGCGCGACCUUUUCAACAAGCUGGGGGCGGAGAACACCGGUGGCAUCACGUACCUCAUGUUCGAGGAGAAGAUCACCUCCCCGGAGGUGAAGGAGUACUUUGAAUCUCUUGGGCUCGUCGCGCGGUUGCAGCAUCGAGGAUGGAACAGCGGAGGAGGCUGGAAGCAGUCCAAUUGGAAUUGGAAAAGGGGGUACGGAGCUCCGAAAGGACAAACCCCAAAGAUCAAGGCUCGCCCAAGCACCAGAGAUGAUGAUAUGGAAGCUGACUGGGACUACUGGUCCAUUGCCAUCGCAAAUUGCAAACAUGAUGUGCACAGAGUCGCUAGCCCAGCGGAAGCAAGAGAUGCUGGCACAGCCGUCGUGCUGGAUGAUGCCUACGACAAUGAUAUUUACGAACGUCAACGUCAGGAAGAGUAG